AUCAAAAAUGAAGAUUGCAGCCUUACUUCUUAUACUAUGUGUAUAUGACUGCCACAACAAGGACCUACUAGUUGGCAGUACUGUAAAUAGUACACUGACAUACAUGGAGGUGGCUUAUAACAAUGCUGAUCCUGCAAAGUCUUGGGAAGAUGAUGUUAUAUACUUCUCUGGUAAGGUGGAUAAAACAAUUAAGGCCAUAAAAGUGCAGGAUCUAGAUGAAACCAAUGAAAGGGACAUUGCUACUGUCAUUGCAGGCGGAGUGGGGCAUAAUUUUGUCAACAUAAGCUUAAAGAGCGAAGUGGGAUACAGCCUUGACUAUAAGAUAGAAAUAUACUCAUAACUCAUCAAAGUUAGUAAAGUUACGACUUAACUUGUGAAUUGCUUUUUAAAACAUUUACAUACACAUUCAUAUUUUUUUCUAUGGACGAUG
This is a messenger RNA of Cydia strobilella, 430 nucleotides long. RefSeq lists its product as uncharacterized. NCBI's taxonomy places the organism in Eukaryota, Metazoa, Arthropoda, Insecta, Lepidoptera, Tortricidae. The transcript has 2 exons. The record is from RefSeq and is a predicted model, not a curated record. The coding region runs from base 8 to 340 and encodes 110 amino acids.